This is a messenger RNA of Punica granatum (pomegranate), 1559 nucleotides long. The record is from RefSeq and is a predicted model, not a curated record. NCBI's taxonomy places the organism in Eukaryota, Viridiplantae, Streptophyta, Magnoliopsida, Myrtales, Lythraceae.
UCUGUAGGAUGAGGUGCAUGUCGUCCCCGCUCCUCUUCUUCUUCUCCUGGGCUCUGAACAGUGAACGGUAGAGAGAGAGCGCGAGACAGGGAGAGAGGAGAGGCUCUGAGAUGGGUGCGAUGGCGUUUGCCCUCUCGGUCGGCUCCAUACCGGCCGCCUCCAUCCGGAGAAGCUUCCGCCGUUUCAGAGUCUCAGCCGACGGCGAGUUCCCUCCCUUCCUCCCCAAGCAGGUCGAGAACAUCAGGGAUGGAUUCGCCCGGAAGCUCGCCUCCCGGAUCGAGCGACUUCCGGUUGACCUAUCAGGAAUUCGCGUCAUGGCCAGCUGUGUGAAACCACUCGUGUCGGGCAAGGCAAGUCCAUUAGUACUCCUGCAUGGUUUUGACAGGUACUGGCAGUAUCCGAGAAUGGAGAUACGGUUACCCCUUGCUUGAGGAAGCUGGCCUAGAGACUUGGGCUAUCGACAUUCUCGGUUGGGGUUUCUCCGAUCUCAAAAGACGUCCCCCAUGUAAUGUGGCAUCCAAACGUGAGCACCUUUAUCGGAUGUGGAAAGCAUACAUCAAAAAGCCAAUGAUAUUAGUUGGACCAAGCCUCGGUGCUGCAGUUGCAAUUGACUUCGCAGUCGCCCAUCCAGAAGCUGUAAGUGCUUCCUUUUAUUUUCUCUUUGCUGGAGGGCAAGUGCUUACCAGUAUUGGCACUCACAUAUCUGUAUCCAAAAAAACCAAGAUUGAUACUUCAGUUGGCGUCCUAGAUGGUAUCUUGAAUUUUCAGGUCGAAAAGCUGGUUUUAAUUGAUGCAAGUGUAUAUACAGAAGGCACAGGAAAAAUGUCAAGUUUACCCAAAGCUUUGGCCUAUGCCGGGGUGGCCAUUUUGAAGAGCUUUCCUCUCCGUUUUUAUGUUAAUGUUCUGGCAUUCAAUGGUCUACCGGUCAACACCAACAUAGAUUGGGCCAAUAUUGGUCGCUUGCAUUGCCGAUAUCCUUGGUGGGAGGAUGCUACUGUUGAUUUUAUGCUUAGCGGUGGAUAUAAUGUGACUGCCCAGAUCGGACAGGUGAAGCAGAGAACGCUCAUAAUAUGGGGCCAGGAUGAUAAGAUAAUCGACAGCAAACUAGCUGAGAGGCUACACUGCGAACUCCCAAGUGCGAUUCUACAUCAGAUACCCGACUGCGGCCAUAUUCCUCACGUGGAGAAGCCAGGCGCUGUCGUGAAGUUGAUCACUGAGUUCGUUCUUGAAGAAGAUCGUAGAGAACUACUGCUUGUUUCUCAGCCCAGAGAUGCAUCUCAGCAAACGGACUCGCCUGACCCAGCUCCACCACUCCACUAGUACAAGUAGCCUGAUUGAAUGUGAUCCUGGUUGAGUUCAUUAGUCAUGCAAUUGAUUGGGGUCAAUCUCUACGAAACCCCUUUACACUGAGAAGCUUUCUAUUGAGAAAAAUUCUCGCCAAAACGGCAGAGAGAAGCAUCUACUCGAGAAAAACUUUUACCAGCUCGGGAGCAUAUGUUCGUUGUGAAGCAAUUGCCUAAUUAUAUCAGUCGAAUGAAAGUUUACAUAGCUUGACAUAA